AUGUCUGAUUUUAGAAGGGCCUUGGAUGACUGCGGGCUUAACAAUCUUAGGUUUAUUGGUAAAUGGUUUACUUGGGAACGAGGAAGGUUUUUGUCAAUAAACAUAAGAGAGAGAUUAGAUUGGGGGGUUGCAACUUUGAAUUGGGUCAACUUUUGCCCUAGCUAUCAACUAGAACAUUUGACUCAUUCCUUUUCGGAUCACUACCCUAUCCUUUUGGAUACAUUUGGGAAACUAAAGAUGUCAUGUAUUAAUGAAAAACCGUUCAGGUUUGAGGCCAAAUGGUGUUUAGAAGACUCUUUUGAAGAGGUGAUUAGAAGAAAUUGGAAUGAUAUUUCCAGAAGUGUCCCUGAAAAGCUUGGAAGAUUAGGUCAGCAGCUUCAAAGGUGGAGUGGAUCCAAAGAAAGAGAUAAAAAGAAAAAUCAGGCAUUACUUGAAGAAAGACUAAACUGCCUUUAUGAGCUAGAUCCAACUGAUGAGAUUUUGGGUGAAAUCGCAGAUAUUCAAUGA
This is a messenger RNA of Gossypium arboreum, 507 nucleotides long. RefSeq lists its product as uncharacterized. The record is from RefSeq and is a predicted model, not a curated record. The transcript has a single exon. NCBI's taxonomy places the organism in Eukaryota, Viridiplantae, Streptophyta, Magnoliopsida, Malvales, Malvaceae. Bases 1 to 507 code for a protein of 168 amino acids.